Molecule: messenger RNA, 2572 nt
Organism: Salvia hispanica
Lineage: Eukaryota; Viridiplantae; Streptophyta; Magnoliopsida; Lamiales; Lamiaceae
Product: ent-kaur-16-ene synthase, chloroplastic-like
Biological process (GO): gibberellin biosynthetic process
Cellular component (GO): chloroplast
Molecular function (GO): terpene synthase activity; magnesium ion binding
Source: RefSeq, a predicted model, not a curated record
GGCCAAGUUGAACAUCACCAAAGGGUCUUUCUUCAGGGAAGCAAUGCCGCUUCGACUCUCCACUUGUUUGUUAAUUUGCCCCAAUGAAUCACGCUUUCGGAGAUUCAGCUCUUCUCCUGCUUCAGCUUCUGUGAGAGCUGGGCUUCAAACUACUCCAGCUCAAAUCUCCUUAACGCCAGCGUGCUUUGAGGAGACGAGGGGAAGGAUAGCAAAGCUGUUUCAUAACGAUGGACUUUCUGUUUCGACGUAUGAUACAGCAUGGGUUGCUAUGGUCCCGUCUCCAACUUCGUGGGGGGAGCCUUGCUUCCCGGAUUGUCUAAACUGGUUGCUGGAUAACCAGUGCCCUGAUGGUUCGUGGGCUCGUCCCCACCAUCACUCUUUGCUAAAGAAAGAUGUUAUUUCUUCUACCUUGGCCUGCAUUCUUGCACUUGAAAAAUGGGGUGUUGGUGAAGAACAAAUCAACAAGGGCUUGCAUUUUAUGGAAUUGAAUUUUGCUUCAGCUACCGACGAGUGUCAGAUUACUCCUGUGGGAUUCAAUAUUGUAUUUCCUGCCAUGCUUGAUUAUGCCAGAGGUUCCUCUUUGAACCUGCGGCUAGAGCCAACUACAUUUAAUGAUUUGAUGCAUAAGAGGGAUUUGGAGCUUAAGAGGGGUAACCAAAACUACUCGUCGGAGAGGGAAGCAUACUGGGCGUACAUAGCUGAGGGAAUGGGAGAGUUACAGAACUGGGAAUCAGUUAUGAAAUAUCAAAGAAAAAAUGGAUCGCUUUUCAACUGUCCCUCUACGACAGCAGCUGCUUUUAUUGCCCUGCGCAAUUCUGACUGCCUCAGCUACUUACAUUUAGCCUUGAAGAAGUUUGGAAAUGCAGUUCCUGCAGUUUAUCCUCUAGAUAUAUACUCUCAGUUGUGCAUAGUUGAUAAUCUUGAAAGGUUGGGGAUCAGCCGGCAUUUUUUGACGGAGAUUCAAAAUGUGUUGGAUGAAACAUACAGAUGUUGGAUGCAGGGCAAUGAAGAGAUAUUCAUGGACGCCUCAGCUUGCGCCUUAGCAUUCCGGACAUUGCGAUUGAAUGGAUAUGAUGUGACCUCAGAUCCAGUGACAAAAAUUCUACAAGAGUGCUUUUCAAGUUCCAUUCGUGGAAAUAUGACAGACGUUAAAACAACUCUUGAAUUAUAUAAGGCUUCUGAACUCAUACUUUAUCCAAAUGAGAGAGAUCUUGAGAAACAAAAUUUAAGGCUUAAACUUUUACUUGAGCAAGAAUUAGUCAGUGGUUUGAGUCAGUCAUGUCAACUUGGAAGAGGAAUUAAUGCAGAGGUGAACAAGGCUAUUGAGUAUCCAUUUUAUGCAAUCAUCGACAGGGUGGCAAAGAAGAAAAACAUUGAGCAUUACAACUUUGAUAAUACAAGAAUUUUGAAAACUUCAUUUUGUUCGCCUAAAUUUGGCAACAAGGAUUUCCUUUUUCUGUCCGUAGAAGACUUCAAUCAAUGUCAAGCUGCACAUCGUGAAGAACUCAGAGAACUUGAAAAAUGGGCUGUGGAGAGUAGAUUUGAUGAGCUGGAGUUUGCAAGGAGUAAGUCUGCCUACUGUUAUUUUUCUGCAGCAGCAACCUUUUUUGCUCCAGAACUAUCAGAUGCACGCAUGUCAUGGGCCAAAAAUGGGGUUUUGACGGCUGCGAUAGAUGACUUUUUUGAUUCUAGAGGUUCAAUGGAGGAAUGCAAAAACUUAAUUCAGAUGCUUGAAUUAUGGGAUGUGGGUGUUAGUACCGAAUGCUCUUCCUAUGAUGUCCAGAUAAUAUUUUCAGCACUUAAGCACACAAUCUGUGAGAUUGGUGACAAAGCAUCCAAGCUACAAGGGCGUUGUGUUACUGGUCAUAUAAUUCGCAUUUGGUUAGAUUUGCUAAAUUCUAUGAUGAGAGAAAAUGAAUGGGCCAGAGACAACGUUGUCCCGACAAUGGAUGAAUAUAUGAGCAACGGAUAUGUAUCGUUUGGUCUGGGGCCAACUCUCCUACCAGCUCUUUAUCUUGUGGGGCCGAAGCUCUCAGAAGAGAUGGUUAACCAUUCCGAGUACCAUAACCUAUUCAAAUUGUUGAGCACAUGCGGACGCCUCCUGAAUGACAUCCGUGGUUAUGAGAGGGAGCUCAAAGAUGGCAAACAAAACGCAUUAUCUAUGUACAUUAAUAAUCAUGGCGGUGAGGUAGGUAAAGAAGCUGCCAUUUCUGUGAUUGAAAGCUGGAUUGAGAUUCAAAGGAGAGAAUUGCUGAGUUUGGUUUUGGAGGGGAAGAAGAGUGUCCUACCAAAACCGUGCAAGGAAUUGUUUCGGCAUAUAUCAUUCGUUUUGCAUCAGUUCUACAGUGAAGACGACGGAUUUCAGUUGCAGGGUUUGAUUCAGAUGGUAAAUGAAAUUAUUCAGCAACCUAUUCUUCUCAAGGACCAGAAGAUAUGAUAACUCGUACCUAAAGAAUUGUUAGAAUGAUGCUUGAAUUGUACUCCACAAUAUUGUUGCACUAAACAUUUGAUAGUGUUGUGCAACUGAAUAUUUAUACCCAUUGGGUUUGCAACUACUUGCUGUUUGCCAUUA